Molecule: messenger RNA, 1191 nt
Organism: Drosophila eugracilis
Lineage: Eukaryota; Metazoa; Arthropoda; Insecta; Diptera; Drosophilidae
Product: glycine-rich cell wall structural protein 1
Exons: 1
Coding region: 77-1006 (309 amino acids)
Source: RefSeq, a predicted model, not a curated record
CUUGCCGCGACCAAGCGCAAAAUACGGGUCACUGUGUGAUCGAAUAAGUCGGACAAACAAAGACAGCGAAACCAUCAUGCAAAUUUGUUGCCUCAUCAUCGCUUUAGGCCUCCUUGGAUUAGUGGCGGCCAAGUCUUCGGAGCAAGAUGGAGAUCAGUGGGUUUGGCGAUCUUACAAUCGAAGGGAGCGCUCCUUUCGGGACAUCAAUCGCAGUUCCCCCAUAAGGAAUUCCUAUGACCAAAAGCUGAGACGGGAGCCUACCACACGAAGACCUCUUCCAGGAGAACCAGAGAACGAUGAGAUUGAGGAUUAUGCCGAUGUGGAACCCACACGGAGUUCGGAUACGCCCAACGUCGGCACCCGUCAGUUCAAUCCCUACGGUGGGCAGACUAAUGCUGGACAAUUUGGAGGAGUUGGAGGCUAUGGCGGCAAUCCGGGAGUGCUAGUGGGACCCGGAGGACCCACUGGAAUCAUUGGAAGACCUCAGCUGUACCCCAGCCCAUACCAGCCAGGCUAUGGCGGAUUCUCGGGAGCUCAGAAUGGCAUUGGUGGUUAUCCUGGAGGAUAUGCAGGAGUGGGACAGGGACUUCCCGGUGCUGGAUUCCCCGGAACUAACGUGGGAGGUGGCUUUAACAAUUACCCGGGCAAUGGACUUGGUUUAAACCAAUUCCCCAGCACCGGACAAUACCCGUAUGGCUCUUAUCCAGGAGGAGAUUUCAAUGGUAAUCAGUUUGCGGCCCCAGGAGGACAAUUUCCGGGGCUUGGACAGUACCCUAAUCAACAGUUUGGAGGACCUCAGUACACCGAGGGUUACGGCCUAGCAGGAGGAUUGGGCUUGGGUCAGUUAGGAGUUGGAAACAGUGGUAUUGGGUACGGUGGUAGUUUUCCGCCUCUAGGAGGCUUCGGCUACGACGAGAACUCCGCAGCUGCGGCCGAGGGUAAAAGCGCUAAAAGUGUGGCUGCCUCACCCAGGAAGGUGAAUGAUAAGCUAAGUAAGAAGGUCUAGGAAGACGAACUUGGAGCUCAAAGAGAAGCAGUCCUUCGCACUGAACUAAAAAGAUCUGCAAUCGAAUUUAUAAGCCCAUUGAUUCCUUAUCAAACUAUUCCUUCUAGGCUCAGUUGUAAAUAGCUCCCUUAUCCUAGACAUAGCUUAGUGUUAGAUUAAGAAAAUAAAUCCCAAUCCUUACCCAA